AUGCAUGAUGGUGGAGAAAUUGAUGUUUGGGCCUGCUAUACUGCCAUUUCAGUUGCAAGUAUUUUGAACAUUUUGGAUGAUGAACUAGUUCAGAAUGUUGGAAAUUACAUAUUAAGCUGUCAGACUUGCGAAGGUGGCAUUGGUGGAGAACCUAACUCUGAAGCUCAUGGUGGGUACACCUUUUGUGGGUUGGCUACAAUGAUUUUGAUCAAUGAGGUCCAUCGUUUGGACUUGUCUCGUUUAAUUGAUUGGCUGGUAUUUUGUCAAGGAAGGGAGUGUGGAUUUCAAGGGAGAACCAAUAAAUUGGUUGAUGGAUGCUAUUCCUUUUGGCAGGGAGGUUCUUUUGCAUUAUUACGAAGAUUCGGUUCAUUUAUUGAUGAACAACUGGUGAGGCCAAAUGAUGUUGGACGUUGCAGCACUUCCACAGUAUCUGAUAUACCUGAACAGGGAGGUCUAAAUGCUUCUUUCCAUGUGAAUUACAAUGAUAUUGGUCAUAACUUUAUCACAACAUGUCCAGUAAUGGAGCACCUUUUCAACAGCCAUGCAUUGCAGCAAUACAUACUUCUAUGCACACAGUCGAUGCAGGUGCAAGAGGGGGGACUCAGAGACUUUCUUUGGGCUGAGAAGGUUUCCACUGACAGAAUUAGUGUUCAGGAUUCUAGUGGGAAGAAAGUUGAAGCCCAAAUUCUUCCUAUAUUGAAUGCCACUUUUAGUGUUAGAAAUUAUUAUGUGAGAGCAUAUUUGGGUGAAUCUCCGAGAGAAACAAUUAAAUAUUGGCUUGCAUUUACAGUGUCAGUACCGCCAAUUGGUUUCAGCACUUACAUAAUUUCUACCACUAAACAAACAGGCUCUAGUGUAGCCAUUUCUUCUGUGUACAUGUCAGAAGAAAGUAUAGACAACACUAUAGAAGUUGGACAAGGAAUUUUGAAGCUAAUUUAUUCAGCUCGUGAUGGAAAGCUUUCACACUAUGCUAACAACAGAAAUUUGAUUACAGCAUCUGCAGAACAGUCAUACAGUUAUUACAGUGGAAACGAUGGAACUGAUAAAGAUCCACAGGCUUCUGGAGCAUAUGUCUUUCGUCCAAAUGGCACAUUUCCAAUCAAAUCCGAUAGCCAGGCUUCUCUAACUAUGGUUCGAGGUCCGGUACUGGAUGAAGUACACCAACGGCUCAAUCCAUGGAUAUCUUAGAUUGGACCUAUACCUGUGGAUGAUAGCAUAGGAAAAGAAAUCACUACUCAAAUUACAACAGCCUUAAAGACUAAUGGAACAUUCUACACAGAUUCUAACGGACGUGACUUCAUUAAGAGGGUAUUCUAAAUCUCUAAUACUUAAAUUUGAUAAGAGAUAUUUGAAUCACACACUGUGCUACUUUAUAUAUCAUUGUAUAGUUAA
Molecule: messenger RNA, 1392 nt
Organism: Humulus lupulus (European hop)
Lineage: Eukaryota; Viridiplantae; Streptophyta; Magnoliopsida; Rosales; Cannabaceae
Exons: 15
Coding region: 1-1188 (395 amino acids)
Biological process (GO): mannose metabolic process; protein farnesylation
Cellular component (GO): protein farnesyltransferase complex
Molecular function (GO): alpha-mannosidase activity; carbohydrate binding; protein farnesyltransferase activity
Source: RefSeq, a predicted model, not a curated record